This is a messenger RNA of Thlaspi arvense, 279 nucleotides long. The record is from the annotation of a GenBank genome assembly. NCBI's taxonomy places the organism in Eukaryota, Viridiplantae, Streptophyta, Magnoliopsida, Brassicales, Brassicaceae.
AUGAGGGAUGUUGUUUUGGGUGAUGUUACGGAUCUGGUUGCAGGGAUAACCAACAUUACAACUCUUCACUUGUCUCCUAAUUCUCUUGAGGUGCUUCACUUUUGCUGUAAAUCAAUGCCAGUGUUUCACAACCUCCUUACUUUAUCUUUUGAGAGCAACAAAAAAAGAGGAUGGCAAGUGGUGCCACUUCUCAUCACCAACUCUCCAAACCUUGAAACCUUAACCAUCAAGAACAUUAUCAAACUAAAAGUUAUGCAUUACAUAGCGUAUCUGUUUUAA